Messenger RNA from Lasiodiplodia theobromae, 2019 nucleotides. RefSeq lists its product as uncharacterized. The transcript has a single exon. Lineage: Eukaryota; Fungi; Ascomycota; Dothideomycetes; Botryosphaeriales; Botryosphaeriaceae. Bases 1 to 2019 code for a protein of 672 amino acids. The record is from RefSeq and is a predicted model, not a curated record.
AUGUCACACGGCCGCCGCUCCUCCGCCUGUACGGCCUCUACCAACACCGUACCCCCGAAGAUACUUGCGCUCAGGCGAAACUUGGACUCUCAAACAUAUUCUGCCUUCAUCGAAGAAGCCGAGAUUCUCGACUCAUUCGCGACGAUGGAGCCUCCUAUCCGCUAUUCCUUCAGGGCGCCCUUCAAGCGCUUCUACUCCGCCAUUGUCCUGGGACAGCUCUGCCUCCUCUCCACCGUCGUGGCGCUUGUCCUGACCAUCGCCAACUACAAUCGAGCCGACGAAGGCGAUCGUGCGAGCUACGUCAUAUGGCUUGUUCUAUCCGCCUCGGCCACUUUCUCCUUCAUGCUCUUGACCUUCGUCUUCUGGCACCGGCGCCGCAAGCUUCACGUCAUGCAGAACCGGCUCCGUGCAAUGCAGCUCGAUGCCCAGGCACACGGCUCGCAGAAGCGCCUCGAAACCGCAUCGGCAGGAGUGCCGCAGCUGCGGGCAGAGACAGACCAUCGGCACAGCGUAUUGGCACAGCGCCACUUCGAUGUCGCUGAAGAUUCGGUGCCUGCAGGUAUUGAACCAACGCGCAGGAUGAGCGUCAUCGCGGCCAACACGGCCGGCCGUCGUCGUCAGAUGAGCAGCGCCACCGGGGAAGGCUGCGAGCUUUCUCUGUUCCAGACGCAUCUCAGCAUUGGAAGCACCAAAGACGAUGUCGCCGACAUCACCAACUCCUCUGCCGCCGGCCAGAGCCCGCCAUCCACCUACAUGAACCCGCUCCAGCGGCCCCUCCGGCGCGAGUCGACAACCACCCGCCUUUGGCAAGACGACCCAACGAUGAUGGACCUCUUUAACGGUCUCGCCGGCGCGAAUAGCAGCAACAAGAACCGGUCUUCCCCGUCCGCCAUCCGUUCACGUCCCUCCAUCACGUCCAAUUCGACCAUCUCUCCCACGUCGUCCCCGAGAAAGAGAGCGGCUACCAUCCGUUCUCGCUGUGAUCCGGCAACACUUCAAGCCCCUCCUGUCUCCAACGCUAACCACCGCAGCUCCACCGCUCUGCCUUCCACACAACAACAGCCUCAACCCGUCAACACCAACUCCUGCCGCACUCGCGCGGCCUCGACAGCGUCAUCUUUAUCUCCAGACUGCGGUGUCUUGCUGCCAUCCUUCCCACUACCACCCUCGCACGCACGUUUCAGCGACCCAUCACUGCCGCUGCCACCUGGAGAAGAGGACAUGAGUAGUAUGACAGUGAUAUGGAAGAGGGGGGAGGAUGUAGUGGGCAACGGUGGUGGGCAGCAGGGUGGGGAGGGACAGGACAAACAUGAGAACGACAGUGGCACAAAGACACAUAGCAGUGAUACGGAAGACGGGCCGGAAGCAGUGGCGGUCGAUGGUGGCGCAAGAAGUAACGGCGGCGGCGGCGGCUUUCUCGAACCCCGGAGGUAUGACACAACAGUCUCGGCUCGGACGAGGGCGGCGGCGGCGGCGGCGGAUGAUGGCAGGAGAGACUCACACGUCGACGACAUCGAUCGGGAGGGCGAUGACGAAGAGGGAGAACGCGAGGCGCACGGCGGUGGCGUCGACGACGGCGGCAAAUCAUACGCCCAUCGUCUCACGCUUCUUCAGACACAGCAACAAUCGGCUCCGCUCCUCCCUCCGAACGAUCGUCCCUCUACGUGGUGUCCCUCUACAUGGGGCACACCGCCGCCCCAGCAGCAGCACAGGCAUCAACGCCGAUCUCACACCAUACCUGCCGACCAUUCCCGUUCCUCUUCCCCUUCCCUCUCCUUCCCAUCCCACACCGAGAUGCACUGCCAGCCCGGCAGCAUCAGAAGCAGCACCGAGGAGCUACUCGCCCCUCAUCGCCCGCUGCAGUCUAGAAAUCAUUCGAACAGCAGUGGCUAUGGGGACAAUGAUGAUGGGUGCAGGAAACCCAAGAACAUGAGUUCAGAACCGGGUGGAGCAUGGACAGCGCCGAGCAUGCGUGGAAGGAGCGCGAGCGGAUCGCGGUUUAUAGAGGAGAUGGGGUAG